AACCAAAACGAGAAGAAAAGAGCCCAACAAUGGCGGAUUGGCAAAACCUUCCGGAUGAGCUCCUGGACAUAAUAGCCACAAAAUUCACCACCAUCUCCGCCAACAUCCGAUUCACCGGCGCAUGCCGUUCGUGGAGAAUCGCCGGCUUACAACACCGUCUCCCCCUAACUCAGCGGCGACGGAUUCCAGGCCUCAUGCUUCCCCCAAAUCGCCAAAGCAAAUUACACAAUUUCCCCUGCAAAUUCAUUCCACUAACCGAGUUCAUCAACCAUGGUAAGAAGAAGAAGAACAACAACAGGGGCGGCGAAAUUCCGUGGCGGUUGGGAAAGAGGAGCGUCUGCAUCGGGUCGUUGAAAGGAUGGAUGCUUAUUCUGGACUACGACUGCAAAUGGAGGCUGCAGAACCCUGUGACGGGCGCGGAAUUCGCUCUUCCUGCAACCGGAUCGAGACUGAAGAGGAGUGAAAAUUAUCAGCCAUUCGUGUGGUGGGUUAAUAGGCAUCGAUAUAGGGUUUCAAUCUGGGCUCCUCCUCCUCCUCCUCCCUGGAGCGGCGGCGGCGGUGGUCACUCUGUUUCCGUUUCCGAUUGGUUCGUCUCCGUCGUCGAGCCUUGGAAAACCCACAUGAGGUAUUGCAGGGUUGGAGAUUCGAAGUGGGUAGUUGUGGAUUUUUCAGAGCGUAGGCUUGGAAUAGUGGAUGCACUCUGGGCUGAAGAAGAAGGGUCUCUUUAUGUGUUGAAUGCAGCAGGGGAACUCUUCUGCUGCGAAGGCGGCGGCCCGGAUAAGAAGCAGAACAAGAGGCUCGUGGCAUUUGGCAUUGCUAACUUCUUGGAACAGGAUCAAUGGAGAGCAUUCAAAUUCCUGGUGGAAGUUGAGGGGGAGAUUCUGCUGCUUAGCCGGAGGAUGGAAGCUCCCCAAAGUGCUGGCAUGUUUGAGUUUAAGAGAACUAGCGGGUUCGAUGUGUACAGACUUGACAGGGAGGGGAUGGCGUGGGCUGAGAUGGCGGAGUUGGGAAAGCUUGCUGUGUUUGUAGGGUUUGGGCAGCCGUUCUGGGUUCGAGUCGAGCCAGAGUCGGGGAUCAAAGGGAACUGCAUUUACUAUCUGGAUAUGGAAGAAAAUAGUUGUAUUUGGUACGGUAUUUGUGCGUACGAUUUGAAGACCUCAACGGUUGAGUUCUUAGAUUUCGAACUUGAGAUGCCACGGUACGGGUCCUACGGGAAACCAGCCCGAUUGCCUAUACCCAUAGCUCCAGAGUCUUGGUGAGACGGGGGACGAUGGCUCUAGCUGAAGGGAAGGAGGGGAGGGAGGGAUGCGAUACCAGAAAGCUUGUGUUAUUGAUACAAUAAUGUUAUGGAUUCAAGUUGAACUUGUGAUUGUUAUGUAUAAAUUUUUAAAGGACAUAUGAAGUUAGUUAGUUAGUUAAUGACCACUAAUACAGUAAACAAUCUUUUUGUUCCAACGUGAAACAAAUUACUAAAUCAAAUGAACAAUCAUGUCGUUUAAUAAUUUACGUCUCAACAAAAUGGAACAACAGGGCAAAGAAGAGUUGGUAAACCAGAAGGGGAAUGACACGAUGAAACAAAAUGAUAAUGGUACGGGGAGCCUAUCCCUUUGGGUGAAUAAAUGAGAAUACUUUAC
Linum trigynum is the source of this 1634-nucleotide messenger RNA. Lineage: Eukaryota; Viridiplantae; Streptophyta; Magnoliopsida; Malpighiales; Linaceae. The record is from the annotation of a GenBank genome assembly.